This is a messenger RNA of Myotis davidii, 1037 nucleotides long. It is a transcript of the gene IFT20, whose product is annotated as intraflagellar transport 20. The transcript has 6 exons. Lineage: Eukaryota; Metazoa; Chordata; Mammalia; Chiroptera; Vespertilionidae. Gene Ontology annotation, biological process: centrosome localization; intraciliary transport; protein localization to cilium. Gene Ontology annotation, cellular component: cilium; centrosome; intraciliary transport particle B. The coding region runs from base 318 to 953 and encodes 211 amino acids. The record is from RefSeq and is a predicted model, not a curated record.
GGUGUCAAGUAGUGACGUUACGCGUACACAGGUCCUGUAGCCGUGGCAGCAGCUGAGGCUGGCGGGCCAGGUACCGCUGCCGCGGAUCGAGAGAGAAGCUCUCUGCCAACCUCAACCUGGGCUGUCGCGCGCGCCGCCGCCGCCGCAGGGUCGGAAGCUAAACUGUGCUCCUCCAGGGCGGGUACCAUGUUGCACUCAUCUUUGUACCCCCAGCAUCUAGCGAUGUUGGCAUGUAGUAGGCACUCAAGAAAUAUGUGUUGAAUGAACGAUGCCUGUGACAAGCAACUGGACUUUAUUCUUUCCUGACCCUUGAUCCUAUGACACAUCUCCUCCUGGCUGCUACUGUCACUCCUUCAGAGCAGAUCUCUAGAGAACCUGGAAGGGAAACAGCGAUGGCCAAGGACAUCCUGGGUGAAGCUGGGUUGCACUUUGAUGAACUGAACAAGCUGCGGGUGUUGGACCCAGAGGUCAGCCAGCAGACCACAGAGCUCAAGGAAGAGUGCAAGGACUUCGUGGACAAAAUUGGCCAAUUUCAGAAAAUAGUUGGUGGUUUACUUGAGCUUGUUGACCAACUUGCAAAAGAAGCAGAAAAUGAGAAGAUGAAGGCCAUUGGUGCUCGCAAUUUGCUCAAAUCUAUAGCAAAGCAGAGAGAAGCCCAACAGCAGCAACUCCAGGCACUGAUAGCGGAAAAGAAAAUGCAGCUCGAAAGAAAUGAACUGAAAAUUUCAUUGUAUAGCAGGAGGGUAGAAAAACAAAAAAACCUCUGUACCAUUCCAGUGACUAAUGACCCAAGUAUAUCAUGUGAGAUGGUGUGUGAAGGAUGCAUCGUCUCUGAAGGCAAUAAAACAAAUCUGGGGCUGGGGGCUUGUUCCAGAUGCCAGUGCAUAUCUGGUAGAUAUCCCGCGACCGUGGUGGCCCAGGUUCUCACCUCUUGCGUUCUUAUUCUGAAAUAAGCAGUCUGUAAACUUUGAUUUUUUGUGUGUGUAAAUUCACAAAGCUUUGGAGAAAAAAAGCAAUAAAUUAUUGUUUUCAAAUGG